Myripristis murdjan (pinecone soldierfish) is the source of this 2955-nucleotide messenger RNA. It is a transcript of the gene actr1b, whose product is annotated as actin related protein 1B. Bases 148 to 1278 code for a protein of 376 amino acids. The transcript is spliced from 11 exons. The record is from RefSeq and is a predicted model, not a curated record. NCBI's taxonomy places the organism in Eukaryota, Metazoa, Chordata, Actinopteri, Holocentriformes, Holocentridae.
GCGGUCCAGCUCAGCCAGCUUUAAGGAGCGGCGACCAGACGGCUGAGUCCGGGGUGACAGGGCGAUUAUUUUACAUGGUUAUACCGCUGAACGGGCGCGAAUACACGCACAGACUGAUAGAAACCUGUCUCUCCUAGUUAGUCCGUCAUGGAGUCCUAUGACAUUUUAGCUAACCAGCCGGUUGUGAUUGAUAAUGGAUCGGGGGUUAUCAAGGCUGGUUUUGCAGGUGACCAGAUCCCCAAAUACUGCUUCCCCAACUAUGUAGGCCGUCCCAAGCAUGUGCGCGUGAUGGCAGGAGCCCUGGAGGGAGACUUGUUCAUCGGACCUAAGGCAGAGGAGCACAGGGGUUUAUUGUCAGUUCGAUAUCCUAUGGAGCAUGGGAUAGUGAAGGACUGGAAUGAUAUGGAGAGGAUCUGGCAGUAUGUCUACUCUAAGGAGCAGUUGCAGACUUUCUCUGAGGAACAUCCUGUACUGCUGACUGAGGCUCCUCUCAACCCCAGCACAAACAGGGAGAAGGCUGCAGAGGUGUUUUUUGAGACUUUUAAUGUUCCUGCUCUCUUCAUCUCCAUGCAAGCUGUUCUUAGCUUGUAUGCCACAGGCCGUACCACUGGCGUUGUGAUGGAUGCCGGUGAUGGUGUAACCCAUGUUGUUCCCAUAUAUGAGGGCUUUGCCAUCCCCCACUCCAUUAUGCGUGUGGACAUCGCCGGAAGAGAUGUCUCCCGAUACCUCCGUCUACUGCUACGCAAGGAGGGCUACAACUUCAACACUUCUGCAGAGUUUGAGGUUGUACGCACCAUCAAAGAGAGGGCCUGCUACCUAUCUCUCAAUCCACAAAAGGAUGAAACUUUAGAACCAGAGAAGGCUCAAUAUGUACUCCCUGAUGGUAGCACAUUAAAUAUUGGUCCAGCUAGGUUUCGCGCUCCUGAGAUACUGUUCAGGCCCGACCUGAUAGGAGAUGAAAGUUCAGGCAUCCACGAGGUCCUGGCCUAUGCUAUCCAGAAGUCUGACAUGGACCUGCGACGCACACUAUUUUCCACCAUAGUGCUGUGCGGUGGAUCUACGCUGAUCAAAGGCUUUGGGGAAAGACUACUAACUGAAGUCAAGAAGCUUGCACCCAAAGACGUGAAGAUCAAGAUCUCUGCUCCUCAGGAGAGGCUUUAUUCCACAUGGAUUGGUGGCUCUAUCCUGGCGUCACUGGAUACCUUUAAAAAGAUGUGGGUGUCUAAGAGGGAAUAUGAGGAAGACAGAGCACGUGCCAUCCACAGGAAGACCUUCUAAUAGGGGCAGGUGCCCUGCAAUUGCCCCCAGAACUGCCCUCAAAUCUCCCCUACCAUGCUGUUGGAGACUCCCAUAUUACCUAGCUACCUGCACCAAUCAUCUCCGGGUACCUAUAAAUUAUCCCCUAUAAAACCACCUGCUUCUUCUUCUUCUGUUGGCCUACUCCUUUUAUCCUACCACUCUGAAACACACACACUGGGGUGUGUCACUUUUUGUAUGUUACCUCCUUUUUCAUUAGGCUGUCUGUAUCCUCCUCCUCCUCCCCCUUUUACCUGGUUUUGGCCGAGGGUGACGCCCAUCCGCCACCCUUCAAUCUCCCAAACAUUCACAUGCAGAGGGCUGCCAGGGCAUCGCAGAGGGCAACUGUUAGCACUGUGGACUCUGCUACUUCUCUUACUACAGACCAUGCUAUAAUAUAAUCUAGUCCACUUUGAAGUAUUGAUAUUGCUCUCUCACCUACAAAGCCCUGUAUGGUGUCAAAUAUCAUCAAAUGUCAAUAAAAGUGAAUGUUUUUUGCUACUGUAAAAAAUUCCAUUCCAAACCGAAGAGAUAGAUUUUUUUCUUCUUUAAAACUGUCAUCACAGUUUUAAGGUAAUUGCGUGAUGUCCAUUUUGUAGUCAUUCUUUUGUUUUUAUAAUUUCUCAGUUGAUGGAUUAGCUUGUAUGGAACAAUGGUUUUAAGUGCUAUAGGAAUACAUAGUGCUAGUUUUGGUGGGUUACCUAAAAGGUAAAGAUAACCACUGUAUUAUGUGUGGCCUAAACUGCACAACUACCACCUUGGCGCAAAGUAACGCAGAGAAUUAAAUCAUUAAAUUGAUUGAAUUGAUAUCACCCCCUAUUAUCUUGUUUAUCACUACCAAUGAAUUGUUUCAACAUGAUCUCGACCUCCCAUUUUUAUGUUGAUGUGACAAAUGUACAGCAUGUCCAUAUUGUUAGCUGGGGCUUUCUCAGUUGACGGGAUUAAAAUGAAGUAUUGGAAAUGCCUUGAAACUGGCACAGGAUCUCCCCUUGAAAUCCAUCACAAGGGUUCUACGUUUACAAUUAUUGAGAUGCACACAUGGCUGUUGAGCGCAGCCUAAAGUGGAUAUGAUGAAUUGGUUGUUCUGUUGACCCCAGGUAUCUGUUAUAAGCGGUUUGCUUUGCUCAGUUGCAUGUUAGCUGUGUAGAGUUAAAAAUACCCACAGUCAGCCACAGACGUUUGUUUAUCAUUAUGAUUAUAAUUAUUAUUAUUCCCUGGACUGGUGUUUGUGCUCUGGUUAGCAGCAGUGACCAGGUAUAGAGGCCAGGCUCUGGAGUCUGGAUGGUAAAACAGAAAACCAAACUGGCUGAUCAAUUGUCUGUUUUGUACCAUUCUCCCCUGUCUAUGUACUAGUAAAAGUAUGGGUCUUAUGAUUUCCCUGCAUCUCAAUGGCAGUGAAGGGGUUGUGUCCAAACCUGUGUCCGCCUUACUCUUGUGCAUCUGCACUUGAGCGUCCACAUCUUGCUUUUGGGUGUUUUUAAAGAGAAAAAAAAAGGUUGUAAACUUCAUCAGCCUUGUGUACAGUGGAAUGCUUUUCAAAAACAACCACCACAAAAAGAUAGGAUAACAGACUAAAAUGUACAAUACUGUUUAUUCAAGUGUUUGCUUUUACUUUUCGUAAAAUUCAAUAUAAUAAAUAAGUUAAUGGCUGCUGCUUGA